AUGGGGGCCAAGGAUGGCGCUGGUCGGAAGCGACCUUUGCAGCAAGUAUCAAGAGAGGAGGCCAAAAAGAAGGGCGAAAUGCAGCCAAAGGAAGCACACACAAGUGCGACUUUGGCAGGUGCCAGCAUCGCUCCAGACCUGCUUGCGGCAGCUGAUGCUGCAGCUCACCCGCAAGUAGACACAAAGCCUUCAAAGAAAGCACCCGCCAAAAAUACCCCGCUCAAUGAGAAGGCCGCUGCUCCCAUAGAGGAGUUGCCAGAAGAGAAAGGACUAGCGCCAGCGCCGAUCAAUGCCGGUGGGGCAUACAUUGGGUCUGCACGCCCUGGCUCCGCAUCCAUGACCCUGAAGCCCACUGGAAUGCAGGUUUACUGGAACCUUGCAUCAGUGGACAGCUCGGUGCGCGAGCAGGCUGCCGCCACUCUGGUGUCAGAGCUGGUCAAAGAUCAGCAGGCCUCUGAGAAUAGGGACGGCGCAGCGGAUGGUGGUAAAGCUUCAGUUCGUGGCUGCGCUCCCGGGGUGCAAUAUGCCUUGCGCAGAUUGGUCAGAGGGCUGGGUUCUGGGAACAAGGGUGCGAGGCAAGGCUUUGCAUUGGCUUUGUCGCAAGUGCUGAAUGUUGUCCCGUCCCUCUCUGGCGACUCCCUGCUAGAGCUGAUCAACAAGGAGCUGGACUUGUCGGCGUCUGCAAAGGGGCAGGAUGCGAGAGACGUGUACCUGGGCCGCAUCUUUGCGUACGGCGCCAUUGUGCGGUCGCCUUACCUGGUAAGUGCAGCUCAGACGGAGGAGCAGGUCCACCUGGCGGGGGCGCUAGUGCAGGCCACCCUGGAGCUGGGCGAGAAGAAGAGCUUCCUCCGGGAGUGCGCAGCGCAGGUUGCCCUAGAGCUGCUGCACAAAUUGCCGGCAUCAGCAGUGGGGCAGCUUCUGAGUGCGGACCAGUCUGCGCUCUCGCUGUGGCUGAGCAGCUCAGAGGGGUCGUCGCCUGAGUCGCUGCUGCUGGCCCUACGCCUGUGGCAGUGGGGCAAGCUGAGCGACGAGGCUCGUGCACAGAUAGCGCUCCUGCCGUCCAGUGGUCUGGUGCAGGACUUGUUCAGUGUGCCCCACCUGGAGAAGCUCCUGGAACAGCUCAAGGGCGCUUCUCACAGCCACCCCCGCCUCCAUUCCGUCUGGUUUGCCCUGUCAGAGCUGCUGCUUUCAAGGUUCGACAGUGGCAGUGAGGCGGCUGGGAAGAAGAACAAGAAGACGAAGAAGGACUCCGGGGAGAAGGGAAACGGACCGGCUGGCGCGUGCGGCCCUACUGAGCUGGCGUCCCUUUGGGCGGUGGUGGUGGAGGGCGGUCUGCUGCAGUCCAAGUCGCACGAGCGCAAGGUGCUGGCCAUGGAGCUGCUGCGCGCCCUGCUGCUGCCGCACCUCACCGCGGCGCACGCCCCCGCGGUGCUGUCGGUGCGCUUCCUGCGCUGCAUCCUGGACAGCCUGCGCGACGCCAACAGCCUGCUGCACAGCGAAGCGCGCCACCUGCUGCAGAACCUCCUUGGCUGGGUUGCGUCCGGUGAGGACUCCAGCAUGCGGCGGGUGGCCCUCCUGACGGCUCUGCAAACGCAGAGUGGGGGAGCCUUCGACAAGGUGACCAAGACUGAUACCGUGAAGAAGCUCAAGGAGGGCAUGGACGACGCCGGCUGGCAGCAGUACCUCUCCUCUCUAAAGGCCGACUUUCUGAGGGGCGAGAAAGAUGCUGCGGGGGAAGAAGCAGAUGCAGACGACGCCCCCAGCACGAGCGGACCCUCGGGCGAUGCAAAGAGGCUGUGGGCACUGGACCAGAUGGUUGCGGUGUGCCGCCAGACGCAAGGGGGCUCUAGAGACAGACUGCGGGUCGUGAUGGAUACGGCGAGGUUUCUAGCGGCAGCGGGCCUGUUCGAGAUCGAAGCAGAUGGCGGUCUUGACGAGCUCCAGGGACUGGUCAACAAGGGGCUGCUGUCGCGGAGCGUGAGGGAUGCGGCCGCGAGUCGGAUGCUGUCCCUUCUGGGAGAGGCAACGUCCAACGUGGGCAAAGGGAAGCGGGCGCCCGUCGGGGCAGACGGGGAGAGCGAGGAGAAAGCUAAGAGGGAUCCCCUUGUAGAGUUAGCAGAGUUUGUGGAACGGGUCGAGAGCUCCUCAGGAGCGGAAUAUGUGCGGGAGCUCUUGGAUGAGGACAGGGAGGCGCUGGUGCAGCUGCGGGGCCUGACAAAGAAGAUUGAAAAGAAGCUUGCCUCUGCCGAAGGGCCCGUGGUCGAGCGGCUGUCCUCCCUGCGAGCGCUCGUGAUCCAUCUGCAGUUGGCGACCCUCCUCGAGCCUGGCUCGGCAGGGGAGAUCGCGACUGAGCUGGAAGGCAUCUACAAGGGCGCGUUCGUGAAGUCGAAGAAGGCGGAGGCCGGCCCGCCGUACAUGGACGUGCUAGUGGACGUGCUGCUCUCCCUCCUGGCGCGGCCCUCAGCAGCGGUGCGCGACGCAGUCGACCAGGUCUUCAAGGCGUUCAGUAGCGACUUGACGCCGACGGGCCUGGCGGAUCUGCUGCGCGUGCUGCGGCGCCAGCCUGGGUCGAAGCGCUGGAAGAAGGCAGCGGACGCCAAGAGCGAGGGGGCGGACGCGGACGAGGACUCGGACGCCGACGAGGAUGUGCUGUCCGAGGAGGACGACGAAGAGGAAGAGGAGGAAGGAGGGGACGAGGGGGCUGCGGAGGAAGGGGCCGAGUCAGACGAGGGAGGAGAGGAGGCGGGGCCCUUACAGAUCAGCGAUGACGAAGUUGAGGCGGACAGCGAUGGAGAAGGAGGUUCCGGCGGGGGUGGGGGCGACGAGUCCGAGGAGUUUUCGGACAUGGACGACGACACCAUGUUCCGGGUGGACAGGGCGCUCGCGGCGGUGCUGCGCGAGACAAAGAAGGAGAAGCAGCGCAGCGGCAAGGCGGGGGAGCGCAGCCGCGCGGAGGCGGCGCGCCACUUCCAGUACCGCGUGCUGGCGCUGCUGGACGCGUUCCUGAAGCGGCACAGCGAGCGCGGCCUCGUGCUGGCCGCCGUGCUGCCCCUCGUCAGCGCGCUGCAGCGGGCCAUCAAGGCCGGGGCGGACGGCGCCCCCCUUGCGGACAAGAUCCAGGCGCUUCUGAGGAGCCGCUUCUUUGAGGGUGGCCCCAAGUACCCGCGAGGCGCAGAGGUGGACACGACGGCUGUGCGCGAGCUGCUGGCCAAGGCCUUCAAGCACGCCGCGUCAUCACACAACGGAAAGGUGGCGGCAGCGGCAGGCGGGGCCGGCCUCUACUUCAUCAAGGUCCUCAACGGCACGACGCCCGGCUUGGACCGAACGGGCGACGCUGACGUGGCGGCGGCUUUCCGUGCGACGUUCCAGGCGUUCUUUGCUCGACGCAGCCGGCUGUCGCGGGCCUUCUUCGGCGAGGCGUUCAGCCGGCACCCGUGGCUGGCGCGCGCCAUGGCGGGCGACCUGCUGGACCAGUGCGAGGCCGCGCGCUCCGAGUUCCUGCGCACCGAGGCAAUGCAGCUGCUCGCCGCCGUGCUCAAGAACAAGGCCUCCCAGCCGAAGUCCGGAAGGAGCGUGUCGGACACUCCCCCCGUCUCUUCGUCGGUGUGUCCGCCCACUUUCCCGGAGGCGCUGGAGCCCCGGCGUGCGCAGCUGGACCACCUGCUGGCGGCCAUCCCGCGGGCCUCGUUCACCAAGGUAGCCAGAAAGGCGGAGGCGCUCAAGUUCGUGUGCGCUGCGCUGGGGGCCCUCCCCCGGCUGUACCCCGACUCGGAGCUGCAGCAGCUGGUGACGCCGGGGGCCAUCAUCGGGGCAGCGCAGAAGGCCAAGGAGGCGGACCCCGAUGCCAAGAAGCUGACGUCACUGCUGGACAACGUCAUCGCUCUGGCGGGGGCGGGGAAGAAGAAGGGCGGCAAGGCGGGGGGGAAGAAGAAGGAAGGCAAGGCGGGGCAGGGCAAGGAAGGUGCAGGGAAGGGGGGGAAUGUGCAAGAGGAGGUGGAGGUUGAGAAGGGUGGCGCUCGGAGGAAGGAGGUCGUGGUCAAUGGGUCUGGAGGGCCGCAGCGAGGCACCAAGCGGGGCCUGGCUGACGGUGAAGAAAAGAAGGGGGUGGCGGACCGAAUGGAGCAGCUGCGAGCAGCGAAGGCUGCAAAGGUGGGGACCGCAAGUGACGGUCAGAAGAAGGGUGAUGCAUUGGCAGGAAGAGGGAGUGCAGUUCCUAGAAAAAAGGUCAGUGGCGAUGUGAGAAGGCGACUCAAGGCGGUGGCCAAGAAAGGAGCGAGUGCUCCUGGCAGGAAAGAGAAAGUCGAACAAUGAAUAUCAAAGAACUCUCAAGCAGCUCCGGCCUUCCGCCAGCAGAUGCUGUCGCAACGGCUCGUGUACAUGGACACGGCUUGGGCUUCAUCGCUUUCUAAAUGUGUGUGGCGGAAUGUGUAAACCGAUUGACCAAGGAAAGCUCACUUUUGACGAGGUUUCACGACAUAAUCGUUUCUAUUGUAUUGGGCAAUUGCCGG
Klebsormidium nitens is the source of this 4508-nucleotide messenger RNA. Lineage: Eukaryota; Viridiplantae; Streptophyta; Klebsormidiophyceae; Klebsormidiales; Klebsormidiaceae. The record is from the annotation of a GenBank genome assembly.